AAAAUCAAAAGACUACUCAUGAUACCCUUGUUCAGCUCGAAUAUGUAUCUUGACCAGAUUUACAAAAGCCCCCCCAGUCGGUCGAAACUUAGCCCCAUUGCUAUCUUGACCGCUUUUCUGUUGGUCUUCUCAUCCGCUCGUACGCUCUUCGGAGGUGUGUUGACCAGCAUACAAGAGUAGUACAAUGGUCACUGCCACUCCGGAGUGUCUUGGGCGGAGUCGGUUCCAACCUGGAGAAUGCAUAGCCUCUCUGUCCUACUCGUACAGCUUACGAAGGACCUCAGCAGAGAGAAUCUGAGACUGCAAGCCUGGAGAUCGGCAGUUUUGGCGAGUGACUGGCAGGGAUCAUCUGGAUCGUUCUCAAUAAUGAAACCCUCAGGCACUGGCUCGCUGCGGCUCUGCCGAGAGUGUCAUGCUGCAUUGGUGCACAAGGCCAGCCCGGACACCACUGCUAAUAAAUUGAGGACGGAAAUGUGUCCCCUGGCCACGCUGGCGACGCGAACCAUGACCCCUGGAAGCCGACGUGCCAUUACUGUACGUUGUCCAGCCUAAGGAGCAAAUCAUUGACCGAGUGGGUUAAGCACGCCAUCCUUUUUCUCACGAAAAUUUGUAACCGGGCUACGUAUUGCGGGGACUGCGAUAGAGUACGAGAUGGAUUUCUCCUUGGCCAUGUCCUUUGCUGUAACCACUUGGGUGUCCCAUAUAACUUUAGAAGACACCCAGCCUAGGAUACGCCUUUCUUCUCCUUCUCUUCGUGUACAGCUCUCCUUGCAUACGAGCCUCUCGGAAGUGCUCGACUUAAUUUCUCACGAAAGACGCAACUGCAAACAUGGCCAACCCACCCCACGGAGGGGUCCUCAAGGACCUCCUUGCUCGAGACGCUCCUCGCCAUGAUAAGCUUGCUGAAGAAGCAGAGACGUUGCCCGCAGUCAUCCUCACUGAACGCCAGCUGUGCGAUCUCGAGCUCAUCCUCAAUGGCGGCUUCUCCCCACUCGAAGGGUUCAUGAACGAGAAAGACUACAACGGUGUUGUUGAGAACCUCAGAUUAGCGGAUGGCGCUCUCUUCAGUAUGCCCAUCUGCCUGGAUGUGGAUCAGCAGACGGUCGAGCGUAUGAAGAUCAAGCCUGGCGCUAGAAUCACCCUGCGAGAUUUCCGAGACGACCGUAACCUCGCCAUCCUCACCGUCGACGAUGUCUACAAGCCGGACAAGAAGAAGGAGGCUCAAGAGGUGUUUGGAGGAGACCCGGAGCACCCGGCCAUCAAGUUCUUGUUCAACUCCACAAAGGAGCUAUAUGUUGGUGGGAAGAUCCAGGCAGUCAACAGACUCAACCACUACGACUAUGUUGCGCUCAGAUACACGCCUGCGGAGCUGCGGACACACUUCGAGAAGCUGGGUUGGCAACGUGUGGUGGCUUUCCAGACCCGAAACCCCAUGCACAGAGCCCACCGUGAGUUGACAGUUCGCGCUGCUCGUGCCCGACAAGCGAACGUCCUCAUUCACCCUGUCGUUGGUUUGACCAAGCCUGGAGACAUUGACCACUUUACUCGCGUUCGUGUCUACCAGGCUCUCAUGCCGAGAUAUCCCAACGGGAUGGCUGUGCUCGGUCUUCUCGGUUUGGCUAUGCGUAUGGGUGGUCCGCGUGAGGCCAUCUGGCACGCCAUCAUCCGAAAGAACCACGGUGCCACCCACUUCAUCAUUGGCAGAGAUCAUGCUGGUCCUGGCAAGAACAGUGCAGGAAAGGACUUCUAUGGUCCAUAUGAUGCUCAGCACGCGGUCGAAAAGUACAAGAGCGAACUCGGAAUUGAAGUCGUGGAAUUCCAGAUGAUGACCUACCUCCCAGACACCGACGAGUACCGACCCAAGGACCAAGUCCCGGCUGGUGUCAAGACUCUUGAUAUUUCUGGUACCGAACUUCGCAGGCGCCUGAAGGUCGGCGCCCCUAUCCCUGAGUGGUUUUCAUACCCAGAAGUCGUCAAGGUUCUGCGAGAGUCAAAUCCUCCCCGUGCUACACAAGGGUUCACGAUCUUCCUGACCGGAUUUCAAAACUCCGGCAAGGAUGCUAUUGCCCGUGCUCUACAAGUCACCUUCAAUGAACAAGGUGGCCGCCCUGUCUCACUCCUAUUGGGUGAAACUGUCCGCCAUGAGCUUUCUGCAGAACUCGGCUUCACGAGGGAAGAUCGCGACACUAAUAUUGCUCGCAUCGCCUUUGUCGCCGCCGAGUUGACCAAGGCAGGCUCUGCUGUCAUUGCUGCACCAAUUGCGCCUUUCGAUGAGGCGCGAAAGGACGCCAGAGAAACUGUCGAGAAAUUUGGUAGCUUCUUCUUGGUUCAUGUGGCCACGCCUCUGGAAUACUGCGAGAAGACGGAUAAGCGGGGAGUAUAUGCAAGAGCACGAAGGAACUCGAUCAAAAACUUCACUGGCGUUAACGAUCCUUAUGAAAACCCAGAUGAUGCUGAUCUGACCGUGGAUUGCUCUAAACAAUCUGUACGAAGUAUCGUCCACGAGAUUGUCUUGAUGCUCGAAAGCCAGGGUUUCUUGGGCACGUCAUAAAAAAGAUUUCCCAGGCUUAUGUAGGCUAGACUAUGAGGGUUAUCCUGGAAGAAAAGUCAUGGUUUGAUGAUUGGAUGUAAUAGAUAGAUGGAUUUCAGCGCUUAUAUUAAGGGCUCCCAAAUAGAAUCGGGUUCUUGGCCAAAUGCCUCGCAUUGAACUUCUGAUCCUCAUAUUCUUGAAAACUCAAAGGUCAAUACUGUAAC
Exophiala oligosperma is the source of this 2754-nucleotide messenger RNA. Its product is annotated as sulfate adenylyltransferase. Bases 830 to 2551 code for a protein of 573 amino acids. Gene Ontology annotation, biological process: sulfur amino acid metabolic process. The transcript has a single exon. Lineage: Eukaryota; Fungi; Ascomycota; Eurotiomycetes; Chaetothyriales; Herpotrichiellaceae. The record is from RefSeq and is a predicted model, not a curated record. Gene Ontology annotation, cellular component: cytoplasm. Gene Ontology annotation, molecular function: ATP binding; adenylylsulfate kinase activity; sulfate adenylyltransferase (ATP) activity.